AGGGGAAAAAAAAACCAACAGAGGCAAUACCCGAUCAAAAUACUCGUACUAAUAUACCUCCAUCGAAGAAGAAGAAGGAAGAGGAGAUCCAUAAUAGAUGAAAGGCAGAGCGAAGUUCCCCAGAACCAAGUUUGGGCCACCCACUGCUUUCCUCCUCUGCUUCCUUUCCUUCCUCGCUGGAUUCUUUUUCUCUAAUCUCCUCUCCCAGGAUGUCCCGGGAGUACGGCCCGGCUCGAGAGUUCUUGAAUCGGUCGGAAACGACGGCGGCGGUGAUUUGAUGCCGUUCGGAGAGACUGGAGAUAGUUCUUUUCAAGUGAUUCCGUUUCAGGUAUUAAGCUGGAAACCACGAGCUCUUUACUUUCCAGGAUUUGCAACUGCCGAACAAUGCCAGAGCAUAAUUGAGAUGGCAAAAUCCAAUCUCAUGCCUUCGACCUUGGCCUUGCGGAAGGGAGAAACUGAUGAGAGCACAAAGGGAACUAGAACAAGUUCAGGCACCUUCAUCAGUGCAUCCGAAGACAAGACAGGAAUCUUGGAUGCCAUUGAGCAAAAGAUUGCUAGGGCUACAAUGCUACCAACAACCCAUGGUGAGGCAUUCAAUAUUUUGCGGUAUAACAUAGGCCAGAAGUAUGAUUCUCACUACGACGCAUUCAACCCAGCAGAAUAUGGCCCACAAAAGAGCCAAAGGCAAAUGUCCAUGCUAGCCUCGCCUUCUUCUUUCAACUGUUGCAAGUUGAUAGGCUUUACAUUAAGAGGAACUGAGGAAGCUAGCCUUGCCUUCUGCUUUUUUCAUCAGACACUUUUACAUUCUAUUGCUUCUUUCUUACUGUACCUAUCUGAUGUGGAUGAGGGUGGUGAAACUAUGUUUCCUUUUGAGAAUGGGGAAAAGAUAGAUAUGGGUUUUGAUUACAGAAAGUGCACUGGUUUAAAAGUGAAGCCCCGGCGUGGGGACGGAUUACUGUUCUAUUCAGUGUUUCCAAACGGCACAAUUGAUCAGUUGUCUCUCCAUGGAAGCUGUCCAGUGAUCAAAGGGGAGAAAUGGGUUGCAACAAAGUGGAUUAGAGAUCAAGUAGAAGAGGACUAAUUUCAAUUUUGAAUUUUUGACCUUGACGCUUGAUUCGUCACCAUUGUAUUUUCAUCAGUCAAACAUCAUAUUGUCCUCCUUUCAGGAACAGGUGGUUAUUUACACAUUCUGACUUCAGAGAAAAUAUAUCUUCUGUACCACUGUUCUUGGGUAUGGUAGUUAAUUCGAUCUUUUGGAUGGUUGAAAAUUCCUCAUUUAUUGGUGUUCAUUCUCAUUGUAAAGCUUGCCAUUUUUGUGGAAGAAUGUGGUGUGUCGUUUUGGGGAUUACUGCAAUUUGGUGAAAUCCUCAAUUCUGCAUUACACAUACCAACAUAUUUGAUGCAAAUACAAUACUCUGGUACAAUUGCCCAGUGUUAUUUAUUUGCUAUUCUUCACCAACAGGCGAAUGACAUGCUAAUAC
Molecule: messenger RNA, 1481 nt
Organism: Morus notabilis
Lineage: Eukaryota; Viridiplantae; Streptophyta; Magnoliopsida; Rosales; Moraceae
Product: probable prolyl 4-hydroxylase 9
Exons: 9
Coding region: 98-1081 (327 amino acids)
Biological process (GO): peptidyl-proline hydroxylation to 4-hydroxy-L-proline
Cellular component (GO): endoplasmic reticulum
Molecular function (GO): procollagen-proline 4-dioxygenase activity; iron ion binding; L-ascorbic acid binding
Source: RefSeq, a predicted model, not a curated record